Molecule: messenger RNA, 3577 nt
Organism: Coniophora puteana RWD-64-598 SS2
Lineage: Eukaryota; Fungi; Basidiomycota; Agaricomycetes; Boletales; Coniophoraceae
Product: ubiquitin carboxyl-terminal hydrolase 5
Exons: 20
Coding region: 138-3449 (1103 amino acids)
Biological process (GO): protein deubiquitination; regulation of protein stability
Cellular component (GO): cytosol; nucleus
Molecular function (GO): protein binding; cysteine-type deubiquitinase activity; cysteine-type endopeptidase activity
Source: RefSeq, a predicted model, not a curated record
AAGCAAGCAACUCCUGGGCUAAUCUUGCGAGGGACGCAUUUUCCCUGGCAGUCCUCUUCUCCACACACCGCUGCACUAGUUGAUAUCAGUUUCGCCGUUUGACUGUCAGAAUAGCUCAUCGUGGAAUGAGCGACCCCAUGGACAUCCUUGACGAAAAGCUCAACGGCGUCCCGUCUAUGGAGAUCAUAGACGAGAUAGUCUCAGUCCGGGAUCAUGACGCAUUCGCCGCGAAGUACAUGCCAGACCUUGGCCACGAUGUCAAAGACCUCAAGGUCUAUACGUGGCGUCUGACACAGUGGAAGAAGCUGGAGAAGAAGCUAACCAGUCCAGAGUUCGAAUGUGGUGGCCAUAGGUGGCGCAUAUUACUGUUCCCCUUUGGCAACUCCAAUGCUCCUCCAAACGAUACUGUCUCUGUCUAUCUUGAUUAUGCCGAGCCCAAGAAAUCGCCAGAAGGCUGGCAUGCAUGUGCUCAAUUUGCUCUUGUUAUAUCUAACAUCCACGAUCCUACCAUUUACACCGUCAGCCACGCCCACCAUAGAUUCAUUGCCGAAGAGUGUGAUUGGGGUUUUACCCGUUUCUCCGAGCUGCGCAAGCUGUUUAGCGUGCAAGAGGGCCACACACGACCGACAGUCGAGGACGAGUCCGCCGAAAUUACGGUAUAUGUACGUGUACUUGAGGACCCCACAGGCGUCCUAUGGCACAACUUUGUCAACUACGAUUCGAAGAAGGAGACUGGGUUUGUGGGUCUGAAGAACCAAGGCGCAACGUGCUACAUGAACUCCCUUCUUCAGUCCUUCUUUUGUACCAAUUAUUUCCGCAGGGCUGUGUAUCAAAUCCCAACAGAGGAUGAACUUCCUACGGAAAGUGUAGCCUUAGCUCUUCAACGCGUGUUUUACCACCUACAGACUUCAGAUCAGCCAGUUGGCACCACGGAGUUGACCAAAUCUUUUGGAUGGAAAUCGUUGGAUUCUUUCCUGCAGCAUGACGUCCAGGAGUUUAACCGUGUAUUACAAGACAAGUUAGAAUCGAAGAUGAAGGGGACUGUGGCUGAAGGUGCUAUAGCGAAAUUGUUCGUGGGCAAGAUGAAGAGUUAUAUCAAGUGUGUGAAUGUCGACUACGUCUCUACCCGUAUCGAGGAGUUCAAUGACAUUCAACUCAAUGUGAAGGGGAUGAAGAACCUCUACGAGUCAUUCCAGGACUACGUCGCUGUAGAAACUCUGGAUGGGGAAAACAAGUACCAUGCCGAGGGCUUCGGCCUUCAAGAUGCUAAGAAAGGCAUCAUAUUUCAGUCAUUCCCUCCUGUCCUCCAUCUUCAGCUCAAGCGUUUCGAGUACGACGUGCAGCGCGACGCCAUGGUUAAGAUCAACGAUCGGCAUGAGUUUCCCUUCGAGAUCGACCUAGCCGAGUUCUUGGAUGAGAGUGCCGACAAGUCUGUGGGUUGGGUUUACAAGCUACAUGGCGUACUAGUGCACUCUGGAGAUCUUCACGGUGGCCACUACUUUGCCCUCAUCAAACCUGACAGGGAUACAAGGUGGUUGAAGUUCGAUGACGACCGGGUCACUCCCGUGACCGACCGCGAGGUCCUUGAAGAGAAUUACGGCGGUGAAGCCUUGAACGGCAUUCAACCACCGAUGCAGCGGAAUCAAGUUCGUGCCAUGAAACGCUUCACCAACGCGUAUAUGUUAGUCUAUGUUCGCGAGAGUGCGGUUGACGAAGUGCUUGCGCCGUUCCGAGAGGAAGACACUCCCCCGCAUCUUAAGCGUCGGCUGGAUGAGGAACGGCUCCAAGUCGAAGCCAAGAAGAGGGAGCGAGAAGAGCAGCAUCUUUUCUUGACUGCCAAGGUCAUCACCGACGAGACAUUUUCUCACCAUGAUGGCUUCGACCUUGCUACUUUUGAUGAAAAGCACUGGUCCCCGUCAGACUUGCCCAGUUUCCGUGUAUUGAAACAGGAGACGUAUAGCACAUUCAAAUCGCGCGUCGCCAGCCAUUUCAACUACCCCGAGAACAAGAUCAGAUUAUGGGUCUUAGUCAAUCGCCAGAACAAAACAGUCCGACCAGAUACGCCGAUACCGGAGAACGAGCCCAACUUGACUGUUGAGCUAAUCCGGAACAACAUGGCCGCUCGACAAAAUGAUCUCAGACUAUACUUGGAUGUCAUUCCUGAUCCCGCCAAGCCUGACCCCCCACCCGGCGCUAUCAUGAUCUUCAUCAAACACUUCGUUGCUUCUAAACAGACUCUGUACGGUGUUGGUAAGGUGUAUGUCCAGCGCAAUAGCAAGGUGCAGGACCUUGUCCCUUUGAUCAACGAACGGAUGAGGUGGGCACCUGGAACGCCACUCAAACUAUACGAGGAAAUCAAGCCGCAAAUGAUCGAGCUGAUGAAGCAGAAGUCUACAUUUGCACAAAGCGAGAUUCAGGAUGGUGACAUCAUAUGCUUUCAGGUCGAGCAGUCAGAGAAAGAGGCUCAAGACCUCGAGAGUCAGGGCUUGUACUCCAACCCUAUUCAGUUUUAUGACUUCCUCCAGAACCGCGUCCUGAUCAUUUUCCGCCCCAAGUAUGAUGAACCCGACCACGACCACCCCGAGUUCCAUCUCGUGCUAAGUAAGAAGAACAACUACGAGAAGAUGGCCACCAAAGCUGGAGAAUACUUGAAGCACGACCCAGUCAUGUUGCGCUUCACAACCACUCACGCCGCAAAUGGCACACCAAAGUCCAUCCUAAAGCGGUCGCUCAACCAGAGUAUAGCGGAGAUCAUGGUGCCGGGUUAUAUCAGCCCAACGACUACCGUGAUACUUUAUGAGAAGCUUGAUGUCAGUAUAGUUGAGCUGGAAACCAAACGAAGUCUCAAGAUCGUGUGGACGGGCGUCCACAACCGAGAGGAGGCCACUCACCCAUUCCUGCUGCCAAAGACAAGCAUGGUCCACGAGCUUUCUGAGCAACUUGCUAAGCACGUCACCCUCACUCCAGGUGGUUCGGGCAAGAUACGAGUGUUCGAAGUCUCGAAGGAUGGAAAGACGCAGAAGGAGUUCACGAACUCCGAAAUGAUAGGUAACAUCCCAGAGCCAGUGGAACUUUUCGCAGAGGAAAUUCCGCGAGAAGAGCUCGAAGCAGAUGAAGCCGACAAGAUCAUCAGCGUCUUCCACUUCUCGAAGGAGGUCUCACGGACACAUGGCGUACCCUUCCGCUUUGUGGUGAAACCCAACGAGAAGUUCAUCGAGACCAAAAAGCGAUUGCAAGAACGAAUAGGGGUUUCUGACAAAGACUUUGCCAAAUACCGUUUCGCGCUCAUCCAAGUGGCCACCUUCAAGCAGCCCUCGUACAUUGAAGAUGAUGACACAAUCUAUGAUCACAAGUUUGCACCGGAGGACGUGCUUGGGUUGGACCACGUAGAUAAGUCAGGCAAGGCCCGGGCAGGUACCGGAGAGAAGGCUAUUGUGAUAAGGGGCUGAGGCUUGGUUUCGUGGAUCGACAGAGGACUGGUUUUGAUGUAUCGUCGUUUUAAUCUCUUGCACUGUACUAUUUCUGAGACUCGGGCUUAUUCAAUUGUCCACCACGCAACAUGAUAAAUACAGGAAAG